Messenger RNA from Pseudoliparis swirei, 1666 nucleotides. Its product is annotated as CMP-N-acetylneuraminate-beta-galactosamide-alpha-2,3-sialyltransferase 2-like. The transcript has 7 exons. Lineage: Eukaryota; Metazoa; Chordata; Actinopteri; Perciformes; Liparidae. Bases 56 to 1081 code for a protein of 341 amino acids. The record is from RefSeq and is a predicted model, not a curated record. Gene Ontology annotation, molecular function: beta-galactoside (CMP) alpha-2,3-sialyltransferase activity.
CACUUUUUAACUUGUGUUUAGGACACGGUGGAGGUAUUUAAAUAUAGAAUUGACGAUGACUUGGAGCUGCUUACGAUCGCUUCGCUUCAGGUGUCUCACAUCCAAAGUGGGCGUGUUCAUUCUCCUGCUGUGUGUGACGGGCAUCUGUGUGUUUUGGAGAGCAGAAACCCCAUCGUACCAACCGCCUCGGGAGGAGAGACACUGCGCCUGUGACCGAUGUUUACGUGAAAAUGGGACGUUGUUUCUGCAGCGUUUUGACAAAUUUGAUGAACCAUUUUUGUCAGCUAACCACAAUCUCUCAGAGGAGGCGUUCAACUGGUGGAGUGUGAGUUGUGACCGGUGCAGUUCAAGUCAGGAUCAGAAAGUUAACCACAACCAGGAAGAUGUAUUCAGGCGCUUACGGUCUAACAAUCCCACCUUCAGUUCCUACAUCGAAGUCGUGAAAAAGAUUUUUCAGAAGUUCCCAAAAACCCCUGAACUUGAACCACCCAGCCCCGACCGCUGCAGGACUUGUGCUCUGGUGGGGAAUUCUGCUAAUUUGAACGGAUCACAUUACGGACCUCUCAUAGAUUUCCAGGACUUCGUCAUAAGAAUUAACAACGCUCCUAUGAAAGGCUAUGAAAAAGAUGUUGGGACCAGAACAACUCAUCAUGUCAUGUAUCCAGAGAGUUCUGUGAAUUUAGAUGACACCACACAUCUGCUGCUGUUUGCAUUUAAGAUGCGCGAUCUUGUGUGGAUUACAAAGUACAUUAACUCGGGCAUAAGAAGAGGACGCACGUUCAACACGGACCUGAUGAGCAUCGUUAAUCCAGCUUUUAUUAAGUUUGUUCAUCAAGUGUGGCUCAAGAAGAAGGGCUAUUAUCCAUCCACUGGCUUCCUGGCUUUGAUUCUUACUCUGCAUCUUUGUGACGAGGUCCAUUUGUUCGGCUUUGGAGCCGACAGUGAGGGACAGUGGCGUCAUUACUGGGAAGAACUCAGAAACAAACUAUUUAAAACUGGAGUGCAUGCUGGAAAUGUAGAGUUUGCAAUGAUCAAGGAGCUUUCUCAGAAUCAAAUAAUCAAGUAUUAUGGGGGCUAUUGAUCAGCGUUUAACGUAUUUAAGCCUCGAUAGUGAAUCACAUCCAGAGCCUCUCUCCUCAGACUCACCAUCCUGCUGCACAGUUAACCCAACAGCUCUUCUGUUCUGCUGCCUCCAUGUUUUUACAUUACUGAAGUAGUGAGGUCAGGGGAAAUGAAUGUAAAGUUAAUUAAACAUUUUACAAAACACAGAGCAUCAAUUAUUUCCAGAAACGUUUACGUCUUUUCACUGUUUUUGAUGUCUUCAUGAAAAAUUGCCUUUAUAAAGUUCUUGGUAGUAGAAAUACAUGAAGCUACAUAGUUUAAACAGAACAUUUUAUUUUUGGACAUGAAAUAUACAUUUAAAUUCAUGAGCUGAAAAUUUUUAAGCAGUGGUGGAUUGCUAUUGAUGGUAGAAAUCUCUGUGUACUAUGUAUAUGAUAUAUAUUUAUAACUUCACGAAAAUGACAACAAUGUUCUUUAACUGAAGUAGACUAUAUGGAAAUAAAAUGCCAAAAUGUAUUCAUGUUUACGUGGAACAAAACAGGUUGGGGUUAUGGUGAAGUACACUCGACCUUAUUAAAUGUAAUGAAUUGAAUUAAUAACUAUG